ACAACAGAAAGGCGUCCGUGGUGUUCGGUUCGCGAGUCGCGCAUCUGCAUCAACAUUAGUUGAAUAUAAAUUAAUUAAAUUAAUUCGAUACAAGAUAUAGCUUAUGUUAAUAGCAUAGCAGUAUAUAAAAACCGCGCCGCAAUGAUUAAUUGAAAUACUAGCCGCUACAGUGGCAGCCGUGCAGCAGCGACUGCGGCAAAGUGUCGAAAGUGGAGAGAGAAAAAGUCUCAAAAAAAAAAAAACACCGAAAAUCUUUAACAAGUUUUUUUGUUUGUAGAUGCGCGAGUGCUGAAAAUUGCGUUAAAAGAAAGCUGCGCUAUUGCCUGAGUAGCAAUUGAGUUGCAAAAUAUGAUCAACAAAAUACGAGCAGUUAAUUUUGAAGUUGUACUUGUGUUGUGAGUGUGAGUGUGUGUGUGCCUGUGUCUGCGUUUGCGUGCGUGCAUUUGUGUGCGUUUGUGCCUGCGUGUAAGUGAAAUAAAAGCAAUUGUAAAUGAGUGCGCAAAGAAGUUGUGAAGUGGCGGCAGCGACAGCCAAGCCCAAAACUUCAGUGAAGCAUUGCGAGAGGGAAGAACGCCACAAAUAUUAAAACAAAGUGCAAAUGACGACAGCGUCAAACACGUUGGCAAAUUAAAUACGACUAAAAACGAAAACAAGAAAAGAGCCGAAAAACAUAAAUACCGAAGUGAACAACGGUUUGCAGUUCCAGGUGGUCAGCAAAGAGCAGCAGCAACACACUCACAGACACACACACCCGCACAGGGAGCGGCAACAACAGCAGCAGUGGGCGACAACGUCAACGUUAACGUCGCGCAAUGACCGAGGAAUUGAAAGUGGUGCUGCGUCGCAGUCGCAGUGAGCAGCAUUCCGGUUUCGGGUUUUCGCUGCUCGGCACAACUGGACCGCCGCAUGUCAUCUACGACAUUGUUGAGAAUUCGCCGGCCGCCGACUGCGGUGCGGUCGAAGCGGGCGACGUUAUAUUGAAAGUCAAUGGCAUCGAUGUACAUCGGCACACCACGAAGGAAGUGCUCAAGUGUUUACGCCUGUCGGAGAACUUAGUAACCUUGGAGCUUAAACGAGAUCCCAAGCUGAAAGCACGCAUUAAAGAGCAGUUGGCCAAUACGCAGAGUCCGCAUUACGUGGACAUUGAAUCUCCCAUCAAUAUCUAUGAUUAUAGCAGCAGUCCAAACGCCGCUUCGCCCAAGAAUCAGCGCCAGAAUCAGAAUCAGUAUCAGAAGGGGACAACCCCGCCCACAAAUGCUAGUUCGCCGGCGCUGCGGUACAAGUCGCCCACGCAUUUGCCAUCGCUGCGCCAGAAUUCUCCGACAGCAACAGCGAUAACAUCAAUUGCUGCAGCAUCCACAACUACCACAAUACACACGCACAGCCGCAACUCUUCCGCCAGCUCGACCAAGAUACAAAUGGUAGAAUCCACAACGAUUACAACGAGCAUUAGCAACAGCAAUAUUGCAACAUCACCCACGGCAGCAGGGAGCGGUGCCACCUCGCCGACUUUUCGACCGUCACGCAUUCCACAGGCCCUGAAAAGUGUCGCCUCCAAACCAGUGCCACAAGUGCAGUCGCCACAGCACAAGCGACCACGCCCCUCUCAAAUACCAACGAAGGCAGCUAACGGCAACGGCAACGGUCUUCAGCCACUGCAGCACUCGAACAGUUACAGCGGCAGUCCAGCCGUAACCCGGCAGCGCCACGUGGAACGCGAGCCUGAGCCGGAACCCAAUUCGGCUCCGCCGCAGCCGGCUAAGGCGCCGCGCUUUGAGGCUUAUAUGAUGACAGGUGAUCUAAUAUUGAAUCUAUCAAGAACACCCCAAUCGAGUAAUUUAAUAACGACGCAAGCCAAGAAGGUGGACAGUCUGCGAGACUUCCCGAAGCGCAAUGUGGUUAAUGCACGUGCCAAUGGCGCCCUAGCACCGCGGGCAUCCGGUGAAUCUUCGCCCACAUCUUCGUCGUCAGUGGACUCGCCCACCAAUACGGCCAGCUCGGAUUCCAUGAAACGUGAGGCUAAGCUGCAGCGUGGUCAGCAGCAACAACACCAGCAACAGCAGCAGCAACAACAAGAACAACAAGAACAACAACAACAACAGCAGCAGCAGCAGCGCGAUAGCAUAAAUAACAGCUAUAAUCGUCGGGAUUCGCUGACCAACGAUACAUUGCUAAUGUGUGAGGAGCUGGAGCGUGAUGAUGAUGCCACCACAGACUACGGUGACAAUAAGCGUCAGCAGCAACGUCAGCAGCAGCAACAACAGCAGCGCUAUCGACAGCAGCAGCAGCAACAACAACAGCAGCAACAGCGCUAUGAGUACUACCAAAACGAAGAUGAGCUGGAGGCGGAUCAGGAAGAACGCGAAGAGGAUCAAACCCAUUAUGACAUCACAAACAUCGAAACGUAUCAAAGUGGUUUAGGUCGUGGUGACGAGGAUGAUAGCGAUCGUCAAUGUCUGGUUGACGACGAUGAUGAUGAUGAUUACGAUGAGGAGGACAAUGAUGCCGGCGAUGAGGAAUACUCCACAAAUUCACUGGGGUCGGGCACCGGCUCAACCAAGCAACGCAUGCGGGCACUCAAGCAGCGCAGUGUGAUGCGGCAACAGAUGCAGCGUAAUCGAGAUGCUGUUGAUUGUGCUGCACGUGUAACGGCUGGUCACUCUGCCUCCACAUCCAACUCGUCUGGGACGGUUAAAAGUGAGGCUGUUCUAGGCCUUGGCCAGGACGAGACUUCCUUCUCUGUACCAACUUCGCCAAUUUCGCUGUCGGCUCCAUUGAUCGAUAAGGAGACGGCCAGCUCGGUGCCCACCAGUCCGGAGCCCAGCUCCCUGGCGGCCGAGUCGAGCAACAACGGCGCUGGCGUUGUGGUGCGCCGCCACAAUGGACAUGUGGUGCGUAAGUGUGAUGCUGCAGGUUUUCGCACCAGCAAAUCUGAGGAUCAUCUGCAGCAGGUACAGCGCGAAGGCAUUGCGGCUGUGAUACCCAUUGAUAUCGACGAAGAUGUGAAUAGCUCGCUGAAUACGUUGCUGGAUACGCGCCACGACUCGGAGGAUUCGCAGGCAUCGAAUCGCGAUCGUAUCGUGUGGACUUACAAUGCCCCACUGCAGCCGCAUCAGUUGCAGCAGCUGCAGCAGCAGCAGCAACAACAAUUGCAUCAGCAACAACAGCAGCAACAACAGCAACAACAACAACAACAACAACAACAACAACAACAGCAGCAGCAAUACUACGGUCAGCAAUCGAAUUCAAAUUCCCAUUCAAGUUCCAUUAGCUCAUCGCCACAGAAUUCGGCAGCCGGCAGUCCGGCCUCGCCCACGUCGGUGUCCUCGUCCGUUAUGUCGUCUUCAGGCUCAAAGAGCGCACAGCAACAGCAAUUACAACAACAGCAACAGCAGCGCGAUCAGUCACCUGUUGCCAUGCCGGGUCUGUUGGGCUGCCCCAAUGGUGGUGCUGCUAAUGGUGCUAAUGGUGGUGGUGGUGGUGGUGGUGGUGGUUUUGGCAACGAUCAGAGCGUCUCAGAGGCCAUUUCAAAUAUCUCUAGUCCAGAUUAUCAAGACGACGAUAAUUUAUUAAGUUCUCGCGAUAUUUUAGGCGGCAUGGUACUUAGCGAUCCCAGCGAUUCGGACUCCACCAUUCUUGUCUCCGAUGCGGCGGCCCAGCAACGGCAGCAACAGCAGCAGCUGAAGCAACAGCUGCGCGCCCAGCAACAGCAGCGGGAACGUGAACGCGAACGCGAUCGUGAUCCGUCCGAGCACAAGCUGGUCAUACAGGUGCGUGGCAUGGAUAACAGCAACAACACCACCAGCAACGCAAAUCGAUCCGACGAGGAUGGCAACACGCAAACGGAGGAGCCGUCCUCAACGGUUGGGGCCCGGGAUGGCUCGCCGCCCGUUUCGGAUGAUGGCAGUGAUGUGGAGUCGCUGCAUUCAUAUCACUACUCGCCGAAGGCCGUGGAUAUGCCCUCGGCCAUACGCCUGGCCAAAAGACUGUACUCUCUCGACGGUUUCAAGAAGAGCGACGUAUCGCGGCAUCUCAGCAAAAACAAUGACUUUAGCCGCGCUGUGGCCGACGAGUAUUUGAAGCAUUUUAAUUUUGAAAAGAAAUCUCUGGAUCUGGCGCUGCGCGAAUUUCUGCAGCAAUUCUCACUGUCCGGCGAGACACAGGAGCGUGAACGUGUGCUGGUACAUUUCUCAAAGCGUUUCCUGGACUGCAAUCCCGGCACCUUCAACUCUCAGGAUGCUGUACACACGUUAACAUGCGCCAUUAUGCUGCUGAACACGGAUCUGCAUGGCCAGAAUAUCAGUCGCAAAAUGAGCUGUGCUGAAUUUGUGGACAAUUUGGCCGAUCUCAAUGAUGGCGAGAACUUUCCUAAGGAUGUGCUAAAGUAUUUAUAUCACGCCAUCAAAACGAAGCCGCUGGAAUGGGCGCUGGACGAUGAGACGGGCGAUCAACAGCAACAGCAGCGGGCAACCAACAAUAGCGGGCUGACGGGAGUCAGCCAGAAUCCGUUCCUAGAUGCACCCGAAUCGGCUACGGCAGUGGAAUACAAAAAGGGCUAUGUGAUGCGCAAAUGCUGUUAUGAUACCAGCUUUAAGAAAACUCCCUUUGGCAAACGCUCGUGGAAAAUGUUUUUCAUAACGUUGCGCGAUCUUGUUUUAUAUCUGCACAAGGACGAACACGGCUUUCGAAAGAGUCAAAUGUCCGACAAUCUGCAUAAUGCUAUACGCAUACAUCACGCACUGGCCACUAUGGCCAACGAUUACACUAAGAAGCAACAUGUGUUCCGGCUGCAAACAGCCGAUCAGGCCGAGUAUCUAUUCCAGACGAGCGACUCGAAGGAACUGCACUCCUGGGUGGAGACCAUUAACUAUGUGUGCGCAGCGUUUUCGGCGCCGCCUCUAGAAGGUGGUGUGGGCAGCCAAAAACGUUUUCAGCGUCCGCUGUUGCCCAGCGCACAAACUAAACUGUCGAUGAAGGAACAGCUUGAGUCGCAUGAGCUGCAAGUGACCCAGUUAAAGCACGAACUGAAGGAGCAUCAAAAGACGCCCGUGCCCAGCAAAGGCUUGCCACUGCAGAACUUUAAGGAGAAGGAGGCCUACUUACAAUAUGAGCUACGUCGCUACGAGGCUUAUGUAAGCAUUUUAAACGCCAAGAUGUUGGCCGAACAGCAGCCAAUGGAGUUGCAUUGUCAGCUGACAACACAACCAACGCUCGAGGAGGAUGCGGAACCAUUCCCCAUGGGCUCGGUCAACAUGCCCACAACGCCGCAAAGUAUUAAUACUCAACAGCAGUCGCCWCAGUCACAGCAGCAGCAGCAGCAGCCUCAGCAGUCGACCAACAGCAGAUGGUUCGACGAUGGCGCCUGCUGUUGUCUGGCGCCCUGGCUGCAAUUGUUCUCCUAUUUCAAAAGUCACUAAAAAUGCAAUAUUUAACACACUUUUCGCUUAGCGAUGACACAAAAGCAACAAAGACAACAGCUACAACAACAACAAUCACAAGCAUCAAUUGCACAUUGGAGUCAAGCAACAAGAACAGCAAGAACAACUUUAGGAACAAACAACAAGCAAAAGCAAUAUUCAAUAGAUAUUCAGACCUAACAAUGUCUUGCCCCAAAUGUGAGCAAAUGAGUCAAAUGCAAAAUUAUUAUGUUCAACUUUCUUGUCAACUGUCCAUUU
This is a messenger RNA of Drosophila arizonae, 5675 nucleotides long. RefSeq names its product Exchange factor for Arf 6 (gene Efa6). Gene Ontology annotation, biological process: regulation of ARF protein signal transduction. Lineage: Eukaryota; Metazoa; Arthropoda; Insecta; Diptera; Drosophilidae. The record is from RefSeq and is a predicted model, not a curated record. Gene Ontology annotation, molecular function: protein binding; phospholipid binding; guanyl-nucleotide exchange factor activity.